GUGGGUCCCUCUCCAAGCCCGACUCUGCGUGGAAGAAGAGGGCGGGCCCGGCGCGGGGAGGAGAGCGGAGGAGGAGGAGGAGGAGGAAGAGGAGGCGAAGGGGCUAUGGCUCGAGCAACUUGCGGCGGGCAGCAGCCGAGCCUCUGAGCCCCCCGAUUGCCGCCGCGUCGACCCUCAUCCCCAAGCCCGGCCGCGCCGGACUCGUAUCCCCGAGACGCCGGGGACCACCCCGCCCGGCACCGAGCCGCCUUCGACUUCCCCGAGGGUGGCUGGAGAGCAAGGGAAGCUUUCCUUGGGACCCAUCCUCUCGCCGGAGCCCCCGCACCCCGAUGGCCCGGAUGGGGCUGGCGGGCGCCGGUGGACGUUGGUGGCCACUCGCUCUGGUGGGCUUAAGCGCCUUCUUCCUUCCAGGUGCCCAUGGCCAGGCAGUGCAAGUGAACGACUCCAUGUCCGGGUUCAUUGGCACCGACGUGGUGCUGCACUGCAGCUUUGCCAACCCCCUGCCCGGCGUGAAAAUCACUCAGGUCACAUGGCAGAAGGCUACCAACGGUUCCAAGCAGAAUGUGGCCAUCUACAACCCCUCCAUGGGUGAGUCGGUGCUGGCCCCAUACCGCGGCCGCGUGGACUUCCUGCGGCCGUCCUUCACUGACGGCACUAUCCGCCUGUCCCGUCUGGAGCUGGAAGAUGAGGGCGUUUACAUCUGUGAAUUCGCCACCUUCCCCGCGGGCAACCGCGAGAGCCAGCUCAACCUCACUAUAAUGGCCAAACCCACCAACUGGGUGGAGGGCCCCCCGACCGUGCUCCGCGCCAGGAAGGGGUCAGACACCAAGAUGCAGGUGGCCACCUGCACAUCGGCCAACGGGAAACCCCCCAGCGUGGUGUCAUGGGAGACGAGGCUGAAGGGCGAGGCAGAGUACAAAGAGAUCCGGAACCCCAAUGGCACAGUGACUGUGGUCAGCAGCUACCGCCUGGUGCCCCGCCGGGACGCCCACCAGCAGACCCUAGCCUGCAUCGUCAACUACCACACGGACCGCUUCCGGGAAAGUGUGACCCUCAACGUGCAGUAUGAGCCAGAAGUGGUCAUUGAGGGUUUCGACGGGAACUGGUACCUGCAGCGCAGCGAUGUGAAACUCACGUGCCAUGCAGACGCCAACCCCCCAGCCACCGAUUAUCAUUGGACUACGCUGAACGGCUCUCUCCCCAAGGGUGUGGAGGCCCAGAACAGAACACUCUUCUUCAAGGGUCCCCUCAGCUACAGUGUGGCGGGGACCUACAUCUGUGAAGCCACCAAUCCCAUUGGCACCCGCUCCGGCCAGGUGGAGGUGAACAUCACAGAGUUCCCCUACACACCGGCCCCUCCUGAGCACGACCGCCGUGCCGGUCCAGUGCCCACGGCCAUCAUUGGAGGCGUGGUAGGCAGCAUCCUGCUGCUGCUGCUCGUGGUAGGUGGCAUCGUGGUGGCCCUGCGUCGCCGGCGCCACACUUUCAAAGGCGACUAUAGCACCAAGAAACACGUGUACGGCAAUGGCUACAGCAAGGCUGGAGUCCCACAGCAUCACCCACCCGCGGCUCAGAACCUGCAGUACCCGGACGACUCAGACGAUGAGAAGAAGCCCGGCCCGCUGGGCGGCAGCAGCUAUGAGGAGGACGAGGACGAUGAGGGUGGCGGCGAGCGCAAGCUGGGGGGCCCCCACCCCAAGUAUGACGAGGACGCCAAGAGGCCCUACUUCACAGUAGAUGAGGCCGAGGCACGGCAAGAUGGCUACGGGGACCGGACCCUGGGCUACCAGUAUGAUCCUGAGCAACUGGACUUGGCUGAAAACAUGGUGUCCCAGAAUGACGGGUCCUUCAUUUCCAAGAAGGAGUGGUACGUGUAGGACCCUACACCCCCCAGCAGCACCCGCACGCCCCCCCACCUGCCCCUCACUGCCCAGAAGCCCCUCAGACUCACGGGCACAAGCCCCUGCCAGGUUUGGUGGCCCUCCUUGACCCCCCCCCCCGGUGCUGUGUUCGAGUGUGGCUUUGGUCUCGCUGUCCCCCAGCACCCCCUCCCUACUCAUGGGAGUCCUAUGUCUGCCCUCUGUAGCUAGGCACCCCCCGGGGUUUGGGGUGCUAGCCCCCUGACACUGGAAUUUGUUCAUGUUCUCUCCCUUGGGGGUGGAGGGGCUCUGAGAGGGAAAAGCCUCACUUCCCCCCACCCAAAUGCUGCUCCCCUUUUCCCAGGGAGAGGAACCUCCCCAUGUUUUCCCCACCAUGAGCUCCAGCCCUGAGAGACAAAAUGAGGGGGGCAGGUCCUGCCUGGGAGCCUUGGGCCCUGUGUGCAUGAGGGAGGGCCCCUAGGCAGGCCCUGUGCAGGAGUGGGGGGGUCUCCCCGUGUCCCUCACUGACCCAGAGAGCAGGUGAGCCCCACGGAGCAGGACUCAGUGUACGCUCCGGCCGAUCCCAACCUCACACACCUACCUGCCACCCAACCUUCCCCGGCUCUGGGGUCACACGCCUUAGCCAGGCUGUUCACUGCCGGGGCCACCUGCACCCCUCUUCAGAGCAAGGGCAUGUCCUGGGCAUCUCCCUGUAAGAGAGAGCACCCAUGGGGCAGGGAAGAUGGUGAGGGCAGAGAGAAUGACUAGGGCAGGAAUGGGGAUGCCCUGUGGUGGCCCUUCAGAGCCCCACGACAUGCAACAGGAUGUCCCCUCUACAAGAAGGGAGGCUCCCCAGAGACCAAGGCAAGGAGUUCUGGGCUCCCUUACCACCCCCACUCCCACCUCUCGGGCCCCCCAGCUCCAAGUGCCUCAGCCUCCACUCCACAUGGAAAAGAUCUGGGGGUACAAGAAGCUCAAACCUGCCUGGCAGCUUGGUCCUAGAGAAGAGUCAGAGGUCAGGGAGCCAGUCUUAGGGGGUCAGACCACGGUGUGCCCACGGCACUGACUGACCACCUCCCUGUCACCUGGUGCUACACAAGGCCCUGGCAUUCCUGGGCCCCCCCACUGCCCCUGCCCAGUUCGUCUAGUAGCUACGUAGCAAGUCUGAAGCCAUGCCAUUCGGGGUCUCUGGAUGCCAGGCUGGGAUGAGAAGCAUGUUAGGUUCUGCUACCCUGGAGGGGGUAGGGAGCACACUGGCCCCAAGUCAAGGCAUCAUGUAUCCGUCUAUAUCCCCCGUCCCCAAUCUUAUACCAAGCCAGCCCUCUGCUGGGUCCCCCUUGCCCCAAGGCAGGAUGAGAUUCUGGGAGCCUGACCACCAGGGAUUCUCUGCACCCUGGAAAUUGAGUGAAACUGCCUCCCCGGCACCCCCCGCCCUCCUUUCCUCUGACCUUGUACUGCCACCCCAAUUCUUCGCACAAUGGACUUGAGGCCCGGCCAAAGUACUGGGUCCUCGAAGACACCUCCCUCUCCCCACACCGUGAAAACUAAGCACAAAUUGUGGGGUCGAGGCUGCAGGCAUGGUGGGGCACACAAGAACAAGCACAGGGUUGGGUGGCUCUGGGGCUCGGGGAUAUGGGAUUUGUGGGAGGUGGGCAUGAGGGUAGCCAUUGGGGCAGUGCCUCCCAGCCCCCCACCCAAGCCACCCUCACUGGAAGCCCAAAUCCGCUGCCUGGCCAGCACCGGCCUCUCACUGCCCUGUGUCCACACACACUCCCAUUCCGUUUCCUCCUGACCCUGCUGCGGGUCCAACCUGGGGUGGGACCAGCUUCUUUUCAGAAGGAACGGGAAAAGUCAAGCCAGAGUCCCCACAGCACAGCACGACAUGCCCCCCUCAUACCGCAGAAUCGGGAACUGUGGGGAGACACAGUAGCUCCUCUGGAGAAAGGGCUCCCCCAGAGAACCCUGGAGCCAGACCCUGCACUGGUAGGAGCACGUGAGGGGGACCCUGUGACCAGAGGAACCCUCACCCCACCCCCACCGGUGCUGCCCUGUGACUCAACCGUGUGGAGUGGGGUUCCGGGCAGGAACGCGAGGGCCCUCCUCUUUUAUAUACACCGGACACCAGGAGGGACCUCCCGUGUCCCUCUCCUGACUGAGGGGGUGCUUGCCUCACCCCCUUUCACUUGUAUUAAAAAAAAAUGGGUUGAAAACUGUACUGAGGAGGGAAAAAAAUGUACUUUUUUAUAAAUAAAGUGUUGAAAACA
Messenger RNA from Suncus etruscus (white-toothed pygmy shrew), 4123 nucleotides. RefSeq names its product nectin cell adhesion molecule 1 (gene NECTIN1). Lineage: Eukaryota; Metazoa; Chordata; Mammalia; Eulipotyphla; Soricidae. The transcript is spliced from 6 exons. The coding region runs from base 330 to 1877 and encodes 515 amino acids. Gene Ontology annotation, cellular component: adherens junction. The record is from RefSeq and is a predicted model, not a curated record. Gene Ontology annotation, biological process: homophilic cell-cell adhesion; heterophilic cell-cell adhesion; protein localization to cell junction.